CACUUUUUCUCACUCUUGCUUCCCAUUACCUCCAUCCUGGCCACAUCUCCUGAAGCCAGAUCGAGGCGAUCAAGCUGCCUUCCAUGCUGCGAGUCCAGCCCUCUCGGCACAUGCGAUAUCAAUGCUCUCUCGAGCCCAACUGCCAGGCAACGAGCAGAUUCCACUUGCCCGCCAAGACGCCAACCAGAGCAGACGCUCUUCUUCGGCCCACCGAGCCACGGAUCUAUGUCCAAAGCGGAUCCCCAGCCGGUCUGCAGACCUGGCGACCCGACCGCCUCGGGAGUCGACAACUAUGCUCCCUCUCGCCAUGCCAGCCCUAGCAACCGGAAACCUGAUCAACGACAUGGCAUAACAGUUGAUCGACUCGUGGGGAGGCACGGCAGCAGCCGCGGCUCGCAGAGAAAACUGCCUCGAGGCCGGUUGCUCGGGCCGAUUCGGACACGAUUCGUCAAAUGCUCGAAUCCUGCAAGUCUGACGACCAGCACGACUGCGAUCCCGGCGCUACUUGGCGCUGAUGCUGAGGCCGUGGCGCGUAAGACUGUUGUCGGAGGACGGGUUUCGAGAUCGGCUGUGUCGCCGGCCAACGACGUCAGUCAGUCUCAUCCAUUGGCGGUGUUGUUUGGGCGACGGCGAGCUUUGCAAUUGUGGCAGUUUCUGGUCGACCUGUUGGAUGAACCUGGCAAUCAACAUCUGAUCGUCUGGACUGAGCGGGAAGCGAUGGAGUUCAAGCUUAACGAGCCGGAGUUGGUGUGUUCAAGACCGUCUCAGGCUACAGAUUAA
Molecule: messenger RNA, 780 nt
Organism: Protopolystoma xenopodis
Lineage: Eukaryota; Metazoa; Platyhelminthes; Monogenea; Polystomatidea; Polystomatidae
Source: the annotation of a GenBank genome assembly